Molecule: messenger RNA, 2550 nt
Organism: Symbiodinium sp. CCMP2592
Lineage: Eukaryota; Dinophyceae; Suessiales; Symbiodiniaceae
Source: the annotation of a GenBank genome assembly
AUGCGCUCCAAAUUCCUGCUGAUGCAGGCGGGGUGUGCAACCGAUGUGGCUGCGAAUUGCAGUGGAUUUUUGACCGAGUCGCGGGCGCCUCCUCGUGGAGCUGCACCGCCGGGUGCGCCGGACCGGCCGCACCUGAUCACGCAGCAGUUCCGCACCCCCAGGCCCCUCAUCCAGAAGCCCUUGCCCCUGAUUCCUCGCCAGGCGCCCAUAGGCCUGCGGCAGCUUUUUGGCUCACAAGGGGCCCGCCUCUCGGGGCGGUCCCGGACAGCACCAACUCCUGGCUUUACGUUCCUUUAUUGCACGCCGCAGCCGCAGAUCUCGCGCCUUCUGCGCUCGAAGCUUGGCGAGCCGAUCCCCGGGCAACCAACUGGUGGGAGCAGGCUCGCCAGCUCCUCGCGGCCUCCGCGCCUGUCGCCCCGCAAACCCUCAUUGCAGCCCUCGCCCGCACCGCCGAAACCGCCCCUGCGCACGCGCACCAUCUGCCCGAUCUUGUUGCGCGCAUCCACGAUGCGGGCCUUCCCAAUGGCUCCCUCGUGCAUGCCGGCUGGGCGGUGCGCCAGCUGCGAGAGCCGGAUGGCUACCUCCUGUCACCGGUGCAGGAAGUUCUGCUUGAAUGCUACGGCGGCCAUGUGCUUGCAUCGACGCUCGACCGUCAUUCGGACCGCUUCCGUCCAGCCCCUGCCGCAGCAGCCCCAACGAGUGAUCCUCCGCCUGAGGUGCCCUCCACAGCAGAGCGAGUGCAAGACGACGCCGAGCCAGCCUCCCCGCGUGCCGAACCACCCGCAGCAGCAGACGAGGAUGCCUUUCUGGCCGCCGCUGCCCAACGCGUGCGCCAACAAGCGACCGCUACUGGCCGGGGCACUGGACGGGGCCGGCGCGGACGUGGGCGCGGAAGAGGAACCGCAGCUUGCCCCGAUGACCUUCCGCCGCCUCCCCCGCAGCCACCCCCCACUCGGCGUGGGCAAGCCAAUGCGACUGCUGAAGCUGGCAUGCGGCGCGGCUUUGUCUCCCUGGAUGCGGUCAAUCUCCAAGCCAGCUGCCGCCAACGGGUCCUCACGCUGCAAGCAGCCCCAGCGCGCAUCCGUGGAGCCCUGCGUACUGCACUGCGCACCGGCCUACGGCUCGCAGUCCACCCAGCAGCUCCCGAGGAUGCCGCGCGGGGUUGGAAGCUUUUCUGCCUCGCUCCCCGCAUGCUCCUGGUUCCGCUCGCCGGGUGAGUCGCGCAUUCCGCCGGCAGAGCUGGACAGGCGGUGCGAACUGUUCCGCGCCGGGCAGUGGUCGGACCUCCUCCGCCAAUCCGCCGCCGCGGCAGGGACAGUACCCAGCCCACCCCGAAGUGACCCUUCUGAUGCACAGCGGGCGCGCCGUGCCGCCGCCCUUGUCCACAUUGGGGAGCUGUCCGCCGCAGGGCAUGCCCUCACUGCUCAACCUUUAGCCGCUGGCACCUUUGACACGCUCGCCGAGCUUCGUGACCCGGAGCGGCGGCCCCCCGUGCCGUAUGCCCCCGUGCCCGACGGCGUCCUCGGACACGUGCCUGCAAAGACAUGCCCGCUGCCCCUGCAAGACUUCCUCCGGGGCCUGCGGAGUGCACGACGGGGCUCCGCAGCCGGGCCUUCUGGCACCACCAACGAGCACCUCCGCAUCCUCUUGGACGACGAUGAAGAUGCUCGCCUCCUGCAUGGCGCCGCCGUCCGGCUCGCCAAUGCAGAUGUGCCUUCCGAGGUGCUUGAGGGAAUCCGGGUCGGACGCCUAGUCGCUCUUCAAAAGCCCAACGGCCGGGUGCGUGCUCUUGUGGUUGGCGACGUCCUGCGUCGUCUCGUCGGCCGGGUGCUCGCGCAGCACUUCGCCCCUCGCCUGCAACAGGCAUGCAUGCCCCACCAGUUCGGGCUGAGCACCCGCUCAGGGACGGAAGCUGUGAGUCGGCUCCUCCGCGCCGCCACCGAAGCAAGCCCUCGAGCCACCGUGCUCUCUGUCGACGCUGUUGGCGCUUUUGAUCAUGUCUCGCGCGGCGCCAUGCUGACCGCGCUUCAUGCGAGGCCUGAGCUCCAGCCCCUCCUCCCCUUCGCGCGCCAGUUCUACGCUGACCCCUGCACGUACACGUGGUAUGACGACGAUGGACGUGCCCACGACAUCUCCCAAGGAGAGGGCGGCGAACAAGGCGAUCCACUGAUGCCCGCGCUGUACGCGCUAGCACAACAUGAAGCGCUCUGUGACCUCCACAGCCAGCUUCAGGACGGGGAGGCCGUGUUCGCGUUCCUCGAUGACACAUAUGUCGUCGCCGCGCCUGAUCGCGUCCGCACGCUUUACGACGCUCUCGCGGCUGCCCUCUGGGACCGGGCACGCAUCCGCCUGCAUCAGGGCAAAACUCGGAUUUGGAAUGCCGCCGGCGGGUGCUUGGACUGGCGUUUCUCGCCUCUGUCGGGGCUCCCACACCCAUUUUGGCGACUGCCGCGCCGCGUCAGCUCUUUGGGAUUUCCUGGUCGCCUUUCCCCUCGGUCCGCAAGCCUACUCGCCGCUGGAUGGGGGGGGGCGGGGCGCCCUGCCUAUUAG